CAAUCAACAGCAACGAUGCUCCCAUUCUCUUCCACACAAACCAAACCCUCACCUCACACUCCAAAUCUCUACCCUUCUUCCCACUCAAUCUCUUACUCUCUCCCCUCACCUCCUUCCACUCUCAAACUCCCCAAAACCCACACCCACCUCCAUCCCCAUCGCCUCCGAAUCCGAGCCAUCGAUGCAGCUCAGCCCUUCGACUACGAAACCCGGAUCAAAACCAAUUACCACAAAUCCAACGCUCUCAAAAUCGCCAUCCUUGGCUUCGGAAACUUCGGUCAGUUCCUUGCCAAAGCCUUCGUCGGGCAAGGCCACACAGUCCUCGCACAAUCUCGCUCCGACUACACCAAAGCCGCACAAAGCCUUGGGGUUUUGUUCUACACCGACCCGAAUGAUCUUUGCGAGCAACACCCAGAAGUUGUUAUCUUGUGCACUUCGAUUUUGUCCUCUGAAAAGGUAAUCAGAUCGUUCCCAUUCCAGAGGCUUAAAAGAAACACUCUUUUUGUUGAUGUUCUUUCGGUCAAGGAAUUUCCGAGGGAUUUGUUGUUGAAGUACUUGCCUGUUGAAUUUGAUAUUCUGUGCACCCACCCAAUGUUUGGACCAGAGAGUGGGAGGAACUCGUGGGCUAAUCUUCCUUUUGUGUAUGAUAAAGUUCGGAUUGGGAAUAAUGGCUUUAGGCUCAAUAGGUGUGAGAAAUUUCUAGGCAUUUUUGCUAAGGAGGGGUGUAGGAUGGUUGAAAUGUCGUGUGCCGAACAUGAUAGGCAUGCGGCAGGGUCGCAAUUUGUGACACAUACAAUGGGGAGGGUGUUGGAGAGGUUUAAUUUGGAGUCUUCACCAAUUAAUACAAAAGGGUACGAGACAUUGUUGAAUUUGGUGGAGAAUACAUCCGGGGAUAGCUUUGAUUUGUAUUACGGGUUGUUUAUGUAUAACAAGAAUGCAAUGGAGCAGUUGGAGAGAUUGGACAAUGCGUUUGAGGCUCUUAAGCAAGAGUUGUUUGGGAAUUUGCACGAGGUUUGUAGGAAGCAGUUGUUUGGGACCGUAGAAGCAGCAGAAGCUCCAAGAGAAGAGCCUGCCCAGCCGCAGAAAUUGCUUACGGUUGGUACUCAAAACGUGCACGAUGAGACUCCUAAGAAAGGUCACGAAAAUGGAACGGAGCAGCUGCACUAAAGCAAGAGCAACUAUGUAGUGUAAAUGAUCACCCUGAAAGCAGCCCCAGGAAUCAAGUGCCGAUCUGGCUCUAUGAAAGGAGAGUAUUGUUGACGAGGAAGUUGGAGAUAAGGAGAAGGAACUCAUUCAGUUUAAAGUAAGUCCAUGAAUCAGUACUAGUCGUACUUUUUCUUGAAGAAGUGAAAUACCAGCCAUAUUAGCGGCUCGACUAGGAACUCCGCCUGUGCUGGUUGCUCCAAACUUGUUAGUGUAAUUGUCGUUGAUAAGUGCGAUGAUUGAAACAUAUCGGACCCUUGUACAAGGUGGGCAGAGGACAAGAGAAUAGUGAAAGAGUCAAGCAGGUAACCAGAUCCAUUCUUUGCUCAAUCGAAUUAGUAAUCUAUUCAGCGUUGUACCCGAAUUGUUUUGUGAAGGACAUUGUAUCGUGUGUUGUUGGUUGUUAUGGAAGGGUUGGAUUCGUAUGAACUUGUUCUUCGUCUAAUGGUUUUUAUGUUUCCAGUGUUGAAACUCUUCCUCCCUCCCUGAUAAGAAAAAGGGAUUACAUUAUUUGGUUACUGUGGGAAUUUUAUGCAAAGACUAUUUUGGUCGUC
This is a messenger RNA of Pyrus x bretschneideri (Chinese white pear), 1757 nucleotides long. RefSeq names its product arogenate dehydrogenase 2, chloroplastic. Bases 16 to 1167 code for a protein of 383 amino acids. Gene Ontology annotation, molecular function: prephenate dehydrogenase (NAD+) activity; arogenate dehydrogenase (NADP+) activity; prephenate dehydrogenase (NADP+) activity. The transcript is spliced from 2 exons. Lineage: Eukaryota; Viridiplantae; Streptophyta; Magnoliopsida; Rosales; Rosaceae. The record is from RefSeq and is a predicted model, not a curated record. Gene Ontology annotation, biological process: L-tyrosine biosynthetic process.